AUGGCUCGUGGCUACCUCACCAAGCUCCUGAGUUUCAAAUUCAAGUACGACGAUCCGGAACCCUCCGGCAAACGACACAAGCGGAAGAAAACCGGUGGCUCAUCCUUGUCCACACCCGAGACCGCUGCAAUAUGCCAAACCGAGCCAGAUAUUGACACAUCAGCCAAUCAGGUCUACCCUUGCCUCCAAAGCCCGCCUGUCACUACCUCCGACGACCUGACGCCUAUAGACUCACCAUGUGGAUUGACACAAUCUUGUCCAUCUGAUCGCCCCUCGAUUGCUACUCACGUGAACGAUCAUCAAGAGUCAGUGCCAAUGCUUCGCGCGCCGUCUGAUACACCUCACACCAGAGGUGAUGGCCUGAUUAGCUUGCGGUCGGAGACCACUUACACCGGGGUCGACAAUCAAAUUAUCCCGCUGGCCGAGUUGCGUGGCAACAUGCCCGAGUUACGUGUGGAUCCUGACUGGCUCUCGAUAGGUGCUGACGCCCCACCAGAUCUCAACAUCCAAGGUACCACCCCCCCUGGUCCGACGUUCUUUACAGGUAUCACCCUAGAAAUCCGCACGCAUUGCAUCUACCUGUCAGUUGGAUCCAAUAAUGCACGUCCGUGUAUCCUGCUGACCACCUGGAUUGCUGAUCCGCAUCUCAAUAGUCGAGUCAAGUCCCUCAGUGGGCACCUGUGGAUGAUCGCGCGAAAGGAGCAUCCGUCGGAAUUCUUUGAGAACGCCUUGUUGGAUUGGGCUACACUCGGUCGGACCAAGUGUCAGAGUGUUUUUUAUGACAUCAACUCUUUUGAUGUUGAACAGCCAGGAUAG
Molecule: messenger RNA, 816 nt
Organism: Puccinia graminis f. sp. tritici CRL 75-36-700-3
Lineage: Eukaryota; Fungi; Basidiomycota; Pucciniomycetes; Pucciniales; Pucciniaceae
Exons: 3
Coding region: 1-816 (271 amino acids)
Source: RefSeq, a predicted model, not a curated record